Molecule: messenger RNA, 2307 nt
Organism: Pan troglodytes (chimpanzee)
Lineage: Eukaryota; Metazoa; Chordata; Mammalia; Primates; Hominidae
Gene: RNF32
Product: ring finger protein 32
Exons: 9
Coding region: 620-1534 (304 amino acids)
Molecular function (GO): protein binding
Source: RefSeq, a predicted model, not a curated record
GGCAACGGUGGGCGGCCAGGGAGUUGCCUGAGGGAAAAGGGGCAGACGUCCCUGGGUUCCGGUGUUCGCGGAGGAGUCGAGGCACGGAGAGGCUUCGGGGGAGGGACGGAAAGAAGGGUGGCCCGCCAGACGGGCGGGGUCCAUGGAUUCGGGGUGAGGGCCGUCCGCGGCCUCGCUUUCGCUUCCUCCGAGCCGUGCCGGCGAUGGCCGCAGCUGUGAGGCGAGGUCGGGUCCCGUAGCGGCGCGCAGCCUCCUUGGGGGACUCGGGGUCCUGGUUGGUUUCCACAGCUCCUUCUAUCUGAGGGGUACGAAUUUACGGCGGCCUAAAGCCUUAGAACAAUGAUCCCACGUCGGUAAUUUUAGAACCCGGUAGGACCGGCUGCCAUCAGGGGCCCCAGGUGCAGGGUGGUGUCAGCUUUGAGAGGAAUUGGAGCCUCGUCACCGCGCGCUUCCUGCAUGAGUGGAACCUCAGAAAACGGUCAGCGGGGUUCAGAAGGCAGGAGAUAACACCAAGACCCUACGUAGGAUUGCAUCUUUACGCCCAGAAGAAUAGAAGGAAGGUGAUAGGAUGUGAUGAUAGAAUUUGUGAUAGCCAAGCAACAACUUUUCCUAAUUCGGCAUGUUAAAAAAUAAGGGUCACUCAUCUAAGAAAGAUAACUUGGCAGUCAAUGCAGUUGCUUUACAAGAUCACAUUUUACAUGAUCUUCAGCUUCGAAAUCUUUUAGUUGCAGAUCAUUCUAAGACACAAGUACAAAAGAAAGAGAACAAAUCUCUAAAAAGAGAUACAAAGGCAAUAAUAGAUACUGGACUUAAAAAAACUACACAGUGCCCCAAACUAGAAGACUCAGAAAAAGAAUAUGUUCUUGAUCCCAAACCGCCACCGUUGACUUUGGCACAGAAGUUGGGCCUCAUUGGGCCUCCACCACCUCCACUGUCAUCAGAUGAAUGGGAGAAGGUGAAACAGCGCUCCCUCCUGCAAGGGGACUCCGUGCAACCAUGCCCCAUCUGUAAAGAAGAAUUCGAGCUUCGUCCUCAGGUGCUGCUUUCAUGCUCCCAUGUGUUCCACAAAGCAUGUCUUCAGGCUUUUGAAAAGUUCACAAAUAAGAAAACCUGUCCUCUCUGUAGAAAGAACCAGUAUCAAACCCGAGUGAUACACGAUGGGGCCCGCCUGUUCAGAAUCAAGUGUGUGACCAGAAUCCAAGCCUACUGGAGAGGAUAUGUUGUUAGAAAGUGGUACAGAAACCUGAGGAAAACAGUACCUCCCACAGAUGCCAAGUUAAGAAAAAAAUUCUUUGAAAAAAAGUUCACAGAAAUCAGCCACCGCAUCCUGUGCUCAUACAACACCAACAUUGAAGAGCUCUUUGCAGAAAUCGAUCAGUGCUUGGCCAUAAAUCGAAGUGUUCUUCAGCAGUUGGAAGAAAAAUGUGGCCAUGAGAUCACAGAAGAGGAAUGGGAGAAAAUCCAAGUGCAGAAUGAAACUUCCGCAUGUUUCGAAGACCCAUGUCUCGGGGCACGUGGUUCGCAUUUCAGUUGAAGUAACUUUCUGCUGUGAUGAAACUAACCCGCGUGGCCUCUUCCCGUCCUGUGUGCCGCAGGCUCUGCGCCGGGAGACCCACGAGUGCUCCAUCUGCCUGGCCCCUCUCUCCGCUGCUGGCGGUCAGCGCGUGGGCGCGGGCCGGCGUUCCAGAGAGAUGGCCCUCCUGUCCUGCUCACACGUGUUCCACCAUGCGUGUCUGCUGGCACUAGAGGAGUUCUCCGUGGGAGACAGGCCUCCUUUCCAUGCCUGUCCUCUCUGCCGCUCCUGCUACCAGAAGAAGAUUCUUGAAUGUUGAAUUCAUAGUCAAGGAAAGUUAGGUAAUUCUGAGGAAAAAAGUUUACCAUCAUUUUGGAUGAACUGCAUGAGUUCUGGGUUAAGUACUACAAUGUAAUCUGUUUCCCAGGGAAAUAAGCUAUUGGUAGUUGUAGGAAAUCUUAGUAUAUUUUAAAAGCUGACAGCCCACCUAAUUUUAAUCUUUGGUCUCUAAAAAGUAAAUUUCAAAUUUAUGAGUUUAAUCACUUCAAAUAUGAAUAGCAAAAAAUGAGAGCUUGCUUACUUCUAAAAAUUGAGGUUAAGAUAUAGCUAGUGUCUGAACAACACUCCUUAAAGUAAGUUCCAAAUGUAAAACACUCCUUAAGUUCCAAAUGUUUUCCGCUAAUACUUUGUCCUAAAGCCUUUGCCAUUCCUAAUACUCGUUUUGUAAUAAUUGCUGUAUUUCUGUGUAAUAAAAUAUAAAAAUAAAAUAUUCAGUGGUAUUCAACAUCAAAAAA